UAUUACCUGACCGACCCUCAGGGAAAGGAAAGGGAGGAGCGGCGGCGGAGAGCCUGUGUGUUCGUCUAUUUAUUAUUUUAUUUUUUAUAUUAUUUCCGGAAUCCUGUGAGAAAACGAAAAAAACGGAGAAAAAUAGGAGAAAAACCGGAAUCUUAGGUGGAGAUCGUCUUAGAUUCGUCGGCGGAGGACCACCUGAGGGGAUCGAGGCCGGGGAGCCCGCGGCGGAGGAGAGGGCGGAGCGCCGGCGGCGGUGAUGGUGGUGGAGAAGAAACCCUAGGGAGACUGCAGAUGGAGGUGGACGGAGAAGGAUGAGAUUUUCUCUGAUCUGAAUGGAAACCCUAGCGUGGGACGGCGGCGGUCUCCUGACCGGAUCCGCGAGCACCUCCGGCGGGACGAUCCACUGGCGGCAUUGGGCGCCAGCGCUCGCCUUCUCCGGCGGCUGACCGGGUCGCCGCCGCCGCGGGAUCGGUGGUUUCCAGGGUUUUGAACGUAUAUAUACAUAUAUAUAUAUAUAUACUUUUCUUUUUCGGUUUUAGUGGGGUGGGGUUCGGGAGGGGGAGGGAGAUGGGGAUAUCUGAGGGCGGUGAGGGAGGAGGGUUCGGCGUGGACUGCUCGGUGGGGACCAUCGUCUGGGUGCGGCGGAGGAACGGCUCCUGGUGGCCGGGGAGGAUACUCGGCCCCGACGAGCUGUCGGCGUCGCAUCUCAUGUCGCCGAGAUCGGGGACGCCGGUCAAGCUCCUCGGAAGGGAGGACGCCAGCGUGGACUGGUACAACUUAGAAAAAUCAAAACGUGUGAAGGCAUUUCGAUGUGGGGAUUUUGAUGCUUGUAUUGAAAGGGCUGAAGCUGCACAGGGUGUUCCUAUUAAGAAAAGGGAGAAAUAUGCACGCCGAGAAGAUGCUAUCCUUCAUGCUCUAGAGCUUGAGAAGAAACAGCUUGAAAUGAAGCAGCAGAAGUCGGGGGUUAGCUCAAACAGUAUAGCAAAUAAACCUUCAGGUACCAUGAAAAAGGAAUUUGACUCAUCUUCAGAGACUUCCAUGAGAAAUGAGGAACCUGGAGUGCAUGGUAAACAUACAAGCCACAACACUCAGAUGCUUUCAAGUAGAGCAUGUUUGUCCAAUGAGGAAGAGAACAUUAGCAAUUCCAUGUAUAUAAACAAAGGAAAAAAUGAUAACCAAGUUGGGUUGGAGGAGGAUAUUCCUGAAAAUGUUCCUAGGAUGAGAGGUUUGCAGGAUUUUGGCCUUCGAAUAGCUGCCUCAAAGAGAAAGCCAUCAAUGUCUGUUGAUAAUCACAUGGAUAUUUCUAAUGCUGGGCAUAUAGUGGGAGGUGCAAGUCAUAAUGCUAGCAGUAAAAAUUCCAUGCCCAAUAAAAAGACAAGAUCACAUGGGGGCAUGUUUGAAGAGUCACUUGUUAAAAAACGUGAUAGGCGUCGACCGCUUAAUCAGGUUCUACAGAGUAGUCCAAAAUUUCCCUCUCCUCAUUCUUUUCAGUCUGAUCAUGAUCAUGGUGUUGACUCAAUGCAUGAAGGAAAGGACCACACUGGUGUUAUACAUCGGGCAAGAAGGAGCAGAUGCUUCAAUCUACCUGCUGAUUCAAAUGACUCUCUUGAUCAUGGUGAAUAUCCUGAAAAAAUGCCAGGAACACAGCUUGGAAUGGAAAACUGCCUUCAGCAAUCUGGUACUUCAACAGAUGAAUAUGCAUCUUCUGGAUUGAUGGAAGUAGAUGAUUCUGAUUUAUCUGGAAAGGCAUACUUGGAAACUGACAUUGAUAAGGAGGCAAAUCUUUUAGGAGAUACUACAAAGUCAUUGCCAUCGGGAGCAACAGGUUGUGAGCCCUCUGCAAGUCAAGUUUCAGAAAAAUUCACUUAUGUGGACAAUAGUGAGGUGCCUCCUUCUAGUCAUGUGCCUCAAUUACCUCCUCAAGAGCACACUACAUAUGUUUCUGAUGAUCUGGGAAAAUGGGGUGUGAAAGGGAAACGCAGUGCUCGCAAUAUAGCGAAUAUUGAUGUGAUGGAUGGAAAGAUUUCUGUCUUAAGUUUGGAUAAACGUAGUGGUUCCAUAAGAGGGGCAAUGUAUGGAACCAAGGGGAGCGGUUUGAGAAUGGGCAGAAUGGGAGCUUCCAGCCAGUGGACUUCAGGACAUGGUUUCUACAAUAAUGAGUUUAACUAUGCUGAUGAUGAAGUCGACUUGAUUGGUAAGGAUCUGGGUCGUGCGGAAAAGUUGACUGGAUAUGGUAGACGAAGGUAUUCUUUGGUUCUGAAAGCAGCUAGAGGUCGUGGGAGAAGUCACACUGGCUUCAAAGAAUUGGAAAAUGAUGCCCAUAUGAUUUCCCCAUCAGUCUGGAAAUCUGGAGGCCCAUCUCAUGGGGCUCGAAGGGCAUACUGGGAAGAUUCUGACAAGUGUUAUAAGCCGGUUUAUGCUGCUCGUCGCAGUGACAAGAUGAGGCCUAUGCUGUUUGAUGUGGAUUUGAAGGUUAAAGCAAGCUAUCAAGGUGAGCGUGUUCCUUUGGUUUCUCUGAUGAGUAGAUUGAAUGGCAAAGCAAUUGUAGGGCAUCCUGUCCAAAUUGAAAUGCUUGAAGAUGGUUCCACUGAUCCGCUUGUUUCUAGAAAUGUUUUUUGUGUGGAUGAAAGAGCAGCACCCCCACCUGUCUGGAGGACUGCAAGAAGAACUGCCAUGCAACGAGUUCCUCGUUCUAACCCAUCAGUCUUGGAUGGUGAAGAUGCUAAUGUUCUUCGAUAUACAGAUAGAGAAAGCAAAGCACCACUGAAGAAAUAUUCUGGUCAUUUCAAUCAACAAGACAAAUUGGCAAAGAAGAGUCUCUCUCAGUCCCGCCGACCAUCAUCAGGGAAGUCCCAGAAGAAGAGUACUAGAAGGGUAAUUCUGUCCAGUCAGAAAACUAGACCUCUGUCUUCUAUUGGAACUGAAUCAAAGCUCGGUGUGGAGAACAGGGGAGCAAAAACUGUUCGGGGUAGCAGUAUUUUGGGAGGUCUUAUCAAACCAGAGGAGACAGUGCCUCUGGUCACUUGUGUCCCUGUGAAGGUGGCCUUCAGUAGGAUUCGUGAAGCAGUAGGAAGGCCAUCUUUGGCUGAUCGUAUCCGGGUCCAGCGGUGAAGGAUUAGGGUAGUGGUAGUUGGCAAUCUUAGCCACCCUCUGCCCCCAAUGCCCCAUGUACAAUAAAGUUUACAUAUAAAAUUUUCAGUAAAAACAUUAGGUAGAUGGAGAAAGUGAUAUUCUCUCCAAAGCGUAAUCAGGUGACUCUGUUUGACAAAUGACUUGGGCAAAUGAACCUGAUAGGCUGUUUACAACAUAUCAUGGCAAUCAUAUGUGUUUCUCUUCUGAUGGAGAUGGAGACCUGUAGUUGAUAUCUCGCGGCAGGGUGUUCCUGAGUGCAGCAUGCAUUGCUGACCUGGUAUUUGGUGAGGUAAAGGAGCACCCACUGUCCAGAUAACAGUAAUAUUUUGUCCUUCGGGUUGGCUGACUUGGAUCUCUGUAAAGUACUAACUGCAAAUUUAGCUUAUUAGCUGGUUCCGCCUUUUUUUUUAUAUAUAUACCCGAUAGAUACCGGUUUAAUUUAUUGUCAAUGGCUAGCUGCUUCAAGCGUGCAUUGGGGGCAUCUUUGAAGAAAUGUUCUGUAGUAUAUGAAACAUAAGACCGUGAUGUGGAUCAUUCAUUCACAUCUGUUGUCUGUUGAAGAAUCUUCUUUUUCUGAAUAAGAGGAACUGUUGGAACAUCCUGUACUCCUGU
Messenger RNA from Elaeis guineensis (African oil palm), 3741 nucleotides. RefSeq lists its product as uncharacterized. The record is from RefSeq and is a predicted model, not a curated record. NCBI's taxonomy places the organism in Eukaryota, Viridiplantae, Streptophyta, Magnoliopsida, Arecales, Arecaceae.